GCAACUGUCAAGGUCGUGUUUUCGGCAUUAGACAUUGUUCUGUACGGUAGUGCUCGAAAAAAUUCUGGUUGACUAAUGGCAAGCUCAUUUUAUUUGCGAUACUACGUUGGUCAUAAGGGCAAGUUUGGACAUGAAUUUCUUGAGUUCGAGUUCAGACCUGAAGGCAAGCUUAGAUAUGCUAACAACUCUAAUUAUAAAAAUGACACAAUGAUUCGGAAAGAGGCGUACGUAAGCCCUUCUGUAAUGGAAGAACUGAAGAGAAUCGUGUUGGAGAGCGAUAUUAUGUCGGAAGAUGAUGCUUCGUGGCCAGUACCUGACAGAGUUGGACGUCAAGAGCUAGAAAUUGUUUGUGGCGAUGAACACAUAUCUUUCACAACCUCAAAAAUAGGAUCUUUGAUUGACAUUACGAAUAGCAAGGAUCCUGAAGGAUUAAGAACAUAUUACUACCUGGUUCAGGACCUGAAGUGUCUGGUGUUCUCGCUAAUUGGAUUGCACUUCAAAAUAAAGCCAAUAUAAUACGUUCCGUUUCUUAGUAUUUUUUCUGCUUCAGCUUAUCUUUUUGGGCAACUAGGAGCAAGCCACCAACAAUUUGAACAAAAAUGAUACCCGGUUGGAUGUACAGUAUUAUUAAAAUUUCAGGCAACGUAAAGAUGAACCUAUAACUUCAAUUUUGUG
Messenger RNA from Schistosoma margrebowiei, 675 nucleotides. NCBI's taxonomy places the organism in Eukaryota, Metazoa, Platyhelminthes, Trematoda, Strigeidida, Schistosomatidae. The record is from the annotation of a GenBank genome assembly.